This is a messenger RNA of Drosophila bipectinata, 1919 nucleotides long. The record is from RefSeq and is a predicted model, not a curated record. Lineage: Eukaryota; Metazoa; Arthropoda; Insecta; Diptera; Drosophilidae.
CGUCUUUACUUUUGGUGGCGAGCGUUGGCCAACACUAGCAUCAGCUGCCGACAGUGCCGUCAUCUGUGGAUUCUCGUCUAAUAGCGUGAGGAGUGACCGAAAAUGUUGGGACUGCAACGAUUCGCCGGCAAUAUGGUCCAGCAGCUAUACCGCCGGACCACCUUCAACAGCAGUCUCCGGACGAUGGCUACGGGUACUAGCCAGCCGGCGGAUGCUGUGGAACCUGUGGAAGCCCCACGCACCCCGGCAACAGAAUCGGCCCCCAAGAAGCCAAAGGGUCAAAUGGUGGCUGCUGCCUUCGAGUCCUUGAGGAAUGACAAAGAUGAUAAGCGAAGCCCUGCAUCUAACAACAUUGAAGAGCGUAUUAUAAACGCCAAGACAGUCAAUGGCCUCUUGGCUAUCACAGAAAACAAUGCUGCCUUCUCCCGCAAGCAUGCCCUUAAAAUCGUGUCGAUUCUGGCGGAUUGGAGUACCAUUGAUCGGGUAAAGAUAUCCGAGUUUGAGAACGAUACCAGGUUUCUACGGAUCUGCCGUAUGCUAGGACGCACUGUUCCAAAGAAUGCGGCUUCUGGAAACGGAAAUGGAAAUAAGAUAUCCGGAGAUGGCAAUAGUGCAGUUAAACGGAUUUCCGGCUUCCGCACGGACGAUCUGAACACUGUUUUGGGCGUUGCGGGGGACGAUGAGGCUGCCAAGUUAAUAGCUAGUAUUAGCCUGCCCCAGAUGGUGAAGGUUAUGAGCACGCUUGCCCAAAGAAAGCGAAGAAGUACACCAUUGCUUCGCUCACUGGCCUUUAAUAUUAGCAGCGCCUCGGAAACCCUGGAUCUAAAACAGUCGGCGGAUGUUCUGUAUGCCAUGUCCACGCUUAAUUUCCAAGACUCGGUGCUGGGCGCCAAGGUGUGUGCGGAUGUCCAAUCGGUGCUGCCCAAGAACGUGGAAAAGUCUGCCGUAGUGGGAUCCAUACUUACCAGCCUGGGCAUUUUGCGCUACAGAGACUUGGACAUCCUGGAAUCGCUGACACAGUGGAUCCUUAAGAACAGUGAAAUCUGCCGCCCACAGGACGUCAGCGCCUAUUUCUUCACCUCUGCCUUGCUGAAUUUCAAAAGUUCGCAGCUUGAAGAAGUGAGCAAAAAGCUUGUAAAAUCCAUUGUAAGAGAAGACUUUACAAAGCAGUCCGAGUGGUUGAGCUUCGUCUGGUCCCUCACGAUGUUGGGACUGGUGGAACAAAACCAUCUGGCUUCAGUUCUAAGUCCCGAAUUCCUUGAGAAACUAGCCAAGGAUAAAUCAGGAGUGACAGCGACCUCUAAAAUGAGGCUACUCAACCUAAACAGUUAUGCUCAGCUCUUGGCCACAGAUUACAAAGGACCACUUCUGCCUGCCGAUAGUCCUGCCUACGAGGUUCUCAUGGCGCAUCCAAAAGCGAAGCAGGUUCUUGUCAAUGGCAUGCUGGAUGCUCUUAAAAGUCUACUGCCGUCCACCAAUCAUGUACAGACGGCGGUGGAUAGCAAAAUGGGUUUCCUAAUAGAUGCAAUUUGUCAGUUUGAUGCGAAUAAGAAUCCGCUGCCCCUGGACAAGGAAAACCCCAAAGCCAUUAGGGUGGCCUUGAUGGUGAUCGACUUCCAUGACAUUUGCCACGGAACGCAUCGAAGUGCCAGCGGCGUUACGAAUCUGACGUUCGAUCUCCUCGAGAAGAGCGGCUAUAAUGUUAUACCCGUGCCCUACAAUGAGUUUAGCACCAGUGACAAGUUACUGAAGCGUGUUCAGUAUUUGGAGGCGAAGUUUAAGGCACUUGGACCGAGUAGCAAAUAAUUGAAGUUGUAGCUUUUAUAAUUUUCCUUGUAAUGUUUGAUCAAGAUUGGAAUUGUUUAAAUUUUGUAAAUGUAAACUUAGGCGAUGAAUUAUUACAUGCUAAACCAAAAUGA